Messenger RNA from Beta vulgaris subsp. vulgaris (sugar beet), 1086 nucleotides. Its product is annotated as reticulon-like protein B12. Lineage: Eukaryota; Viridiplantae; Streptophyta; Magnoliopsida; Caryophyllales; Amaranthaceae. The transcript is spliced from 4 exons. The coding region runs from base 355 to 975 and encodes 206 amino acids. The record is from RefSeq and is a predicted model, not a curated record.
UACCAGCUAUACCCCAAAAAAGUCUAACACACUGCAGCAAAAAAGUCUUCCUUUCUUAACUGAGCUGCAAGUCUCUGCAGUGGUCUUCGUUUCUGGUCGAAAUCACAAAAUCCUAUAUAACCAUUCAUAAACCCACCCACCUUUUGUCUUCUGCAAUCAUUUGAUUAGAGGCCUAGAGGGUUAGUAGUAUCAUUUUUCCUAUAUGACCAACAAAGGGAAGGUAUCGCCCUCAAGCUUUUAGGCUGUAAAUUUGAGCUUUCUAGCCCACCUUAUUCACCUUUUUCUUUUUAUAAUUGGUGAAUAUAUACACUUCGAUUAAACUAAAAAAAGUUGCUCUGUUAUCUCAAACUUAUCAUGGGAUCAUCAGAUCGGCUAUUUGACAGGCAACGAACAGUUCAUGAACUUCUUGGUGGUUCACUAGUGGCUGAUGUGGUGCUCUGGAGGCAACGAAACAUCACUAUGGGAAUUUUAUUAGUUACAUUAUUGGUUUGGUUGGUAUUUGAGGAAUCUGGGUACACCCUGCUAUCUCUGAGCUCCAGUGUUCUGCUGCUGUUGGUCACCAUUUUAUUUGUCUGGUCCAAAGCUGCUUCACUUCUUAACAGACCUGCUCCACCUUUACCAGAUAUGUAUUUAUCAGAAGAACUGGUAUCUGUAGUGGGAGAGCUUGCUCAAAAAAAUAUUAAUGCAUUGAUCGUAGUUUGUCGGGAUGUUGCGUUGGCUAAAGAUGCAAGACUAUUCCUCAAAGUUGCCGCCUGUCUGUUUCUGAUUGCCAUAGUUGGAGGCUUGACCGAUAUUGCCUCACUAUGCUAUAUAUCCCUCCUCUUCCUUCUCACGGUUCCAGCACUCUGCGAGAGGUACAGUGAUCGGGUUGAUAGACACUUGAUGCUUGCAUACAGAAGUCUGCAACAAAUCUAUGUUAUGUUCGACAAUUAUAUAGCCGUCAUAAGAAAGUUGGAUAUGGAAAAGAUGCAAUGAAAAUAACUUUUAAUUCAUCUUGGUACAUAUGAUUACUGCAAGGAGAUUGUGAUUUCAGUUUGUAAUUUUGGCACUUAUUGUUGGUUCAAUAUAUCUUGUUCCUUUUUUUAA